Toxorhynchites rutilus septentrionalis is the source of this 2070-nucleotide messenger RNA. RefSeq lists its product as uncharacterized. The coding region runs from base 1 to 2070 and encodes 689 amino acids. NCBI's taxonomy places the organism in Eukaryota, Metazoa, Arthropoda, Insecta, Diptera, Culicidae. The record is from RefSeq and is a predicted model, not a curated record. The transcript has a single exon.
AUGGCGAGCAACGACGACGGACAGAAUAGUGUUGACCCCACGGGUGUGAUAAACAAUCAACGGCAACAAAACCAGCCGAUUAUCCCCGUGCCGGCGGUCCACUAUCAGCAGCAGUUUAUUCCCGUCUCUGCCGCCCAGCAACAGCAGUACGCGCCCUUCCCGCCCCACCAACCGCAAGCACAGGUCAGUAGCGAUGUGUUCGUGCAAAUUUUGCAAAUGAUGCAGCAGCAGCACCGAGAGAUGAUGACCCAGCUGAUUCAACAGCAGCAGCAAAGUGAUGAGAAGCAUGAACGCUUUCUCCGUACGAUCGCAUCGUCAAUCAACGUGCAGGUACCACCGAAUCCGGAACAGAUUCUUGACUCUUUGGCCGGCAACAUCAAGGAAUUCCGGUUCGAGGCCGACUCCAACGUGACGUUUGCGGCUUGGUACUCGAGAUACGACGAUCUCUUCGAGAAGGAUGCUGCUAGAUUGGACGGUGAAGCAAAAGUUCGUCUUCUUUUGCGAAAGCUGGGUGCAUCGGAGCACGAACGGUAUGUGAGUUACAUUCUGCCUAAACUUCCGAAAAAUUUUAGCUUCCUGGAAACAGUGGCCAAGCUCAAGAGCCUGUUCGGAGCAAAAGAAUCGGUGAUCAGCCGUCGCUACCGAUGCCUGCAGAUAGCGAAAAAUCCUGCAGAGGACCAUGUGGCAUUCGCUUGCCGCGUAAACAAGGCUUGCGUGGAGUUUGAGCUGGGUAAGCUCUCGGAGGAGCAAUUCAAGUGCUUGGUCUACGUGUGUGGUUUAAAAUCGGAGAACGACGUCGAGAUCCUCACGAAAAUAGAAGAGAGAAAUGACGUGACGUUGGAGCAGCUUUCGGAGGAGUGUCAGCGACUGUACAACCUGAAGCACGACAGCGCCAUGAUCGAAUCUCCGUCCACGUAUGACCAAGUACAAGCGAUAAGAAAAUUUGGUGGGAAGCGGUACGAAAAGCGUGACCGUGAGUCACCGAAACAUCCUUCCAGUGACACCGACAGGAAACCAAAUUCGCCAUGUUGGUUUUGCGGUGGAUUCCACUACGUUCGGGACUGUAGAUACAAGAGCCACAAGUGUUCCGAAUGUGGCCAGUUCGGGCAUCGUGAGGGGUACUGUGACGGUGCCAAACCCCGAAAAACUGGAAGGAGGCGCAGGAAGCAACCAGUGUCCGCCAAGGUGGUGGUCGUCGAUGUGUGCAGUGUGCAGCAACGACGCAGAUAUGUCUCCGUGGGCUUUUCCGGAACAAAAAUUCGCCUGCAACUCGACACCGCCUCAGACAUCACCGUCAUUAGCAGGGAGAUUUGGCGGAGCAUUGGCAGUCCUGCGUUAUCGUCAGCAACGGUGAAGGCGAAGACGGCAUCUGGCAGCAUACUAUCGCUCGAUGGGGAGUUCGAGUGCGACGUCACCAUCGGAAGCAGUACACGACGUGAGCUCAUCCGUGUAACCGAGAAGCAGCUGCAGUUACUCGGAUCCGAUUUGGUCGACAGUUUCAACCUUUGGGCCGUCCCUAUGGACACCUUCUGUUGCCACGUGUCUGGAACGCCAGUGUCGACAGGUGCACUCAAGUCGUCUUUUCCAGAGGUCUUCAGCGAGAAGCUCGGCUUGUGCACCAGAACAAAAGUGAAGUUGGAGUUGAAAGAAAACGUUCGACCCGUCUUCUGUCCGAAGCGUCCGGUAGCUUACGCUAUGUAUGAUACCGUUGAUCGCGAGCUCGACCGGCUAGAGAAAUUGGACAUCAUCACCCCGGUCGAUUAUUCGGAGUGGGCCGCUCCGAUCGUCGUAGUCCGCAAGUCCAAUGGCUCCAUCAGGAUUUGCGGAGACUACUCAACGGGUCUGAAUGCAGCUCUCCAAUCACAGCAGUAUCCACUUCCACUUCCGGAUGACAUCUUCGCCAAGCUGGCUAAGUGUAAAAUCUUCAGCCAGAUAGAUUUGUCCGACGCCUUCUUACAGGUGGAAGUUGACGAGCAGUACCGUAGUUUGCUGACGAUCAAUACGCAUCGUGGUCUCUACCUCUACAACCGCCUGCCGCCGGGUUUGAAGAUCGCGCCUGGCGCAUUUUAG